AUGGCAGCGCAAGGGGUGACCUUGCUAAGUUCCGAACCAGUGAACAACAAUCUACCCCGACGACCAGCCAAAGAGUUACGAUGUGAAGGUGCUAACAGUGAACCGCACCUCAUCCCCGAUAUGUCCGCACAUCCACAGAGCCCUUCCAAACUCCCUCAAGCCGAAGAUCAGGGUGUGAUCAGCGAGCCCUCGCGGACAGGAUCUUGCCGCGUCUCCCAUUCCAAGGCCCACGAUAUACUACCAUGA
Molecule: messenger RNA, 246 nt
Organism: Aspergillus niger
Lineage: Eukaryota; Fungi; Ascomycota; Eurotiomycetes; Eurotiales; Aspergillaceae
Exons: 3
Coding region: 1-246 (81 amino acids)
Source: RefSeq, a predicted model, not a curated record